Colletotrichum scovillei is the source of this 1960-nucleotide messenger RNA. Its product is annotated as MYB DNA-binding domain-containing protein. Bases 626 to 1561 code for a protein of 311 amino acids. Gene Ontology annotation, molecular function: DNA-binding transcription factor activity, RNA polymerase II-specific; RNA polymerase II cis-regulatory region sequence-specific DNA binding. The record is from RefSeq and is a predicted model, not a curated record. NCBI's taxonomy places the organism in Eukaryota, Fungi, Ascomycota, Sordariomycetes, Glomerellales, Glomerellaceae. Gene Ontology annotation, cellular component: nucleus. Gene Ontology annotation, biological process: regulation of DNA-templated transcription. The transcript is spliced from 2 exons.
UGCCUAUUCACCAGGAUUAAACGAAACGCCUUUUCCUCUUACCAAACUCACGAUCGACAUCAUCUAUUGUUAAGCCACGGCAGAAUCAGAGAACUUUGUUGCCCUCACCACUUCCAGCAACGGGGCCAGCGUCACCGAUCUCCACCGCUCUCAACCCGUGAUCCUACUCUUACCCACCUCUGCCGUAAUUCCCAACGAGUAGACACACUGCCUUGAACUUUACAUUACCCGCGAAGCGUAGAGAACCUUCAACGAGCACCGAACAACCGUCCCCAUUUCGAAUCUGGUCGGGAGAUUGCACCGACCUUCAACCUUUCAAGUGUUCCAGAAACUGCCCUUCUUGGGUGGUGUCGAGCAAACCGAAAAGCUGGCGCGCGUCUAUCGCGCCCAUGACACAAGGCCGUAUCCAACCUACCUAGGCGGCCAAACCGUCACCGUGGAUAUCGCGUCUCUCCUGAAGGCUCCCGACUCAGAUGAGUCCUCCACCGCUCCGCCUCAGCAUACCCGAUCAUCGUCAGACCCGUCCGCAACCGCAACCACGGCGGCCACAGCGCCUGUCAGCGGGCUACCUCCGUAUGGCCCGCCUCCCGUAGCACCGGGCCUGGCUGUGAGCGGCAAGCGUGCCAUGCCACCGCACGUAGCGGAGUCUCCGGCCAAGAAGCAGAGCAAGUGGUCGCCGGAGGAAGAUGCCUUGAUCAUCGAACUUCGGGGGAGCGGAAUGAAGUGGGAGGACAUCUCGAAACGUCUGCCGGGAAGAAGCGCCAUCAGUUGUCGACUUCACUACCAGAACUACCUCGAGAGGCGGAGCGAGUGGGACGAGGAGCGCAAGAACAAGCUUGCACGGUUGUACGAGAGGUUCAAGCCGGAGAUGUGGGCAAAGGUUGCGGAGGAGAUGGCCGUUCCUUGGCGAGCCGCAGAAGCCAUGCACUGGCAGCUUGGCGAAGCGGACAUGGCUCGACGAGCCGGUGUCGUGCCCUUUUCUUUGACCGCAGUCAACGUCGACCAGCCUGGCGGUGGCCACCGGCACUCUCCUUCUCGGGGGCACAUGCACACCCAGUCCCAGCCUAGCCUGCCUCGGGACAUUGGCGGGCCUUCCCCUCGAUACAGCCGACCACCACCGCCUGGUAUAUCACCGAUUCCCGGUGGACGAGUCAUCGCCGCCCGACGUGAGAGCAUUCCUGGCAGGCCGCUGAUGGGGCCGGACCCGAACGAGAUGGCGGGUAUGGGGCCAGGUGGUCCCGGUUUAGCACCGAUUCAGGGACUUCCGCCAGGCCGAGGCGGGGGCAUGCUUCCGGGAGUUGCCGAACUGACUACCGGUGUCAGCCCGUAUAGCACUCCAGCAUACGCGAUGGGCGGUAUACCUACGGCAAGCCCCGUGCCCAGCGCGAGAGCUAGCCCGGGACCGCUGCUUCCAGCCCUCCACUACCCACCGCCUCACGAACAAGCCGGCGCGAAACGACGAGCCAGCCCAGGCACAGAGAUGAUGGGCUCAAGGGAAACGAGCCGACGACGGCACAUGGAUCCCCGUCAGGAGGAGAUGGAUCGGCGACGUGUGGCAUGAUUGCGAGGGCAGGGCGAAAGCGGUGAUGGCGCGGCGAACUUUGGAGUUGGGAACAAAAUUCUUUCCGAGGGGGGGACGACACGAAUCGGCUCUCCCCCCUCUUGAUUUUUCAUGAGAGCAUGGGAAACCUCCGAGGAUUGUUUUUUUCGUCCAACGUGUGCGGAGGGCACGACACACGGCACGGGAACAGCAUGUUGCAUCGGGAUUGGAGCAAGAUUUUGUCUCAUUUUUCUAACUUCUCAUACACAUAACAUCGUUCACCACUCGAGGUUGACGCUAUCUCUCUUGAAAAAGCUUCCCUCUUGUCGGGCAACGGAUCUCCUCACGGCCACGUCGUCUUCUUCGUGUCAUUUAACUUUUAACCUUUUUUUCUUCUUUCUUUUCUCUUCCUCAUACUCC